Messenger RNA from Acromyrmex echinatior (Panamanian leafcutter ant), 1706 nucleotides. Its product is annotated as dopaminechrome tautomerase. Lineage: Eukaryota; Metazoa; Arthropoda; Insecta; Hymenoptera; Formicidae. Gene Ontology annotation, cellular component: extracellular region. The record is from RefSeq and is a predicted model, not a curated record.
CAACAAGUUUUAACAAGCUGAUGCUAGAAAAUUGGUUCAGUCGGUAUUCAGUCGGUAGAACUUGUGGUACACACCCGUGCAUAUUUCCCGAGACAGUUGACGCUGGUAUCGCGUCGUGGCUGUAUCUGAUCCGAUUAUAUUGUCACUUCAUCUCUCGUGCGUGAUUGAAGCAGUGCGGUUGAAGCUUCUAUUUCUAUUCUACCGUAUUUGAGCUUUUAGCCUUGCAACAUGAGGCAUACGAUCUUCGUGACGAUCCUGUCGCUAUUGUACGUCAGAAUGAGGGCGGGAACACUGGAAACUAUAGCACAAUGGUCGUUACUAGAGUUUGCACUGCCGAACGAGCGCGGUUUUCAAUAUCAACCGGAAAAUAUAGUAAUGACCGGUAUCGAAAUAACCUGGAACAGAAUUUUCGUCAGCACACCUAGAUUACGUUCUGGUGUGCCGGCCACCCUGAGCUUCUUUCCUAGGAACGUACCAUUGGGUAGCAAUCCGAAGCUUCAAGCAUAUCCCUCGUGGGACUGGCAUGGUGCCGGAAAAGGAGAAAUCAAUUGCACUAGGUUGAUCUCGGUGUAUCGUACCAGACUGGACAAAUGUGACCGACUAUGGGUCGUUGACGCCGGCGUUAUGACAUCAAUUGAUGAUUUCAUGCCUGUCUGCCCGCCGAAGGUUGUGGUCUUCGACUUAAAAACUGAUCAAGUGAUUCGUCACGUCACUUUUCCGCGUGAGGUGUUAAGACCAGAUUCUUUGCUGACUAAUGUUGUUGUCGACGAAGUCUCGGCAAAAACCUGCGAUGACGUAUUUCUUUACAUGACUGACACUCUCGGUCCAGGAAUUCUUAUCUUCGAUGGUGCUACAGAUAGAAGUUGGCGAGUCAUUCAUUCAUCCAUGUUUCCUAAUCCAGAUCAAGCAAUGUAUACAAUUGGAAGUGACACUUUCGAGUUCUUAGAUGGUGUAGUGGGAUUAACAUUUUCACCAAAACUCGGGAUCGUCUACUAUCAACCUCUGGCAACUGAUCGUAUCUUCAGCGUGCCCACUUCGGCACUCCAAGCCGGUCCGUUACCUUUCGGCGAACAGUUACCUGUGACCUUGGUUGGUAGAAAGUCGAGUCAAGGUCUGGCACUGGCCGUGGAUCCUCGAGAUGAUACGAUCAUAUUCUCUCCCUUUACCGAGACCGCAAUCGCGUCGUGGCAACCGCAAACGAAUCAGCAGAGAAUACUCGCUUAUAGUCCAGAAAAAUUACAAUUUACUGCUGAUAUUUUAUUAGCAAAAUAUGAUAAUGGUAAUAUCUGGAUAAUGUCAUCAAGAUUCCACAAGUUCUUCCUGAGACGAAUUGAUAAUCGUCAGAUUAACAUCCGCAUCAUGAGACUCAAAGCGGAUAAUCAAGCACUGGUUCCGACUCUUUUUAAUCAGCAGAUUGAUCCAUAUUUACAAUUCUAUAAUAAUACACUAGGAUUCUAAAAAAAAAAGUAUUACAGAAGAGUUCAGAUUGAAAGAAUUAUGACAGCAGGCAAUAUUCAAGUGAAUGUUCAUGUUCAUAGAAAAUAUCAUUAGUAGAACAUAUUUUUGAGAAUGUAACAGAAAAAAAUAUUUAAAAAGAUAACACACUAUAUAUAUAUAUGUAUGUAUAUACAGUAUAUUUAUACACAAAAUUUGUAUAUUUAUUUACUAAAUUUUUCACUUUUCGUUAAAAUGUUCUGAAUUUAAGA